AGCCACAGGGCUUAGCAGCAAAUGUGGCGUGGUGCAGCAGUUAAGUCCUGGUCCACGUUUUGCCCUGGCCUGACAGGGGUAGCUGUGCUUGGUCAGUGAUGUGUCAAUCUAGGAUAAAACCUGCUUUGUCUGGGUGAGUUCCUUCUGUUCACUGAGCACCUCUCGUACCUCGUGCAGGAGGGAAUAAAGCUGGCAGAACAGGGUCAGCAUGAGGCUGGGCUUGUACCUGCUCUUGCACCUUGCACAGCCAGGUACUUUCCUGCACGACUGGGCUGUCAGAGUGAUGUGCAUGGCUUAUGCACCAGCCGCAUCUUCCAUUCGGUGCCCAAAUGUUGCUGUACAAGUGAUCCUGCAACAGUGCUUAGGGGGCCCUGUAGCAUCACGCCCUUUUCCUGCAGAGAUGCUGAGACAUGGAUGAAAUCACACCCCCAGGCUGGUCAGCAGAUGUGGAGGACCUGAACGGUGGGAACCAAUAGCAACACUGAUGUACUGCAUAUCCAGUGCCCGCUGCUCCGUGGACUAACUCCCUUUCUCCAAAAUGCUCCUCCUUGCACAAGGAGCUGAUUUCCUUCUACCUUCGUGGGUUUUUGUUUCACAUGUCUAAUCCAUAUACUUUAUCUGCUCGGGGCUUGGUGACAGGGUGUAUGUGUGGUACUCCUCACCUAGGACACAUGUGCAGGGUGACUCAUGUUCACCUUGCCACCACCUUGCAGAGUUUGGGGAGUGCUGGUGGGCAACAGCUGGAGCUGUGUCUGCAGUGUGCUCCUACCUGCGUGGGCUCAGGGGCCUGGCUGCAUGAAACACAAGCUGCUGAUAUGCUGAAAUGGCAGGGCUUCACAAGGCCAGAAGACAUCAAGGCAAAGCCCCAGCCUUGAAUGGGCUUUGGAGCUGGUCUCAUGCAGCUGCUGCUGCCUGCUGUAGGCUGGCUCUGAUAAGUCUAGUACAGCAGGUUUGCCUGGAUGGGCACAGGUGGGACACAGCCAGGCUUUACUGCAUGUGCAGGGACUGCUGUGUGGCACCUGCGUGCUCCACAACCCCCUGGCAGGUGUACAAAAGCCCUUGCUGCCCUCCCGUACUGCAGCAUUCCCUGCAGCCCAGCUGCGCAAGGUGCUGUACGGUCCCAUCAGAUCUAACUGGCACCUCGCUACUUCAUGGCACUGCAGGUAUGGACCCUGCUCCUUGUCAUCUGUGUUACAGCUGCUCUGAUUGCUCCAGUCACUGCCUUUCACUCGUCUUCCCCUCGCUGCUCCCAAGGGAGGCUGUGUCACAGUAAAUUGGGCAAGGUUGCAUGGGUAAUUGCUUUUGUUAGACCAGCUAAUAGAGAAUGCAGAAAAAAUAGACGAGCCUUUGGGUGCACCAGCCCUUGUUCAGAGCGCUGCAGUGUGGCACAGCAAAGCAAGCGACCAGCUUGCUGCAUCGCACCCUUGGAUGAUGGUGGUGCUUCCUCUUCAGGAUCUGCCCGUGCCAGAGACACAGUGCUGGGAUGUUCUAAUGAGGCAGGGCUCUGUCUCGGAGCUCCAUUUUCCCUCAAACGCAGAGCACGCGUGGGCCAGUCACGUCAGGAACCGCUUCCAAACUUCUUUGGCUUGGGGAUGCCUUGGGAGUAAGGCUGGGUGCUGCAGAGGGGUGGGAAAGGGCCAUCCCUGGAUGGUGAUGUGGUGGCAUCAAGGGUGGGGGGCUGAGCCUGCUUGUGGAGGGCAGGAGAUACCCACUGGUUAUGGGACACUGUGAAAUGCCUGCUGACCACCCUGCUGCGAAGGACUGCCAUGGGCUGGAGGGUGCAGAGUCGUGCCGGGGGGGAGGCCAGCCCUUGAUUGUGACUGGCUGUGUAAUGUGGUGUCUCUGGGCCCUGUGAUGGGUGUUGCAGAGAGGAGGGGCUUUACGCCCGGUGAGUCUGGCAGCCUUUUGCAGUAACGGUCUGCUGUCUUUCCGCACGAGGCACCAGCUGUGCUGCAGCUGUGUCUCGCUGCACUGGCUCCCUUGGGAAAUGCCUUCUGGCAGGUGACUUCAGCAGCCACCCUGCAUGUUUGCCUGUGGCUGCUGAUUCUGAGGCGGCCCUGGCAGAGGCAGCACUCUCAGCACCGUUGGCAGCUCCCAGCCUGUGCUGUGGGGCAGUCAUUCUUGUCACAGCGAUGGAGCUGCAUGGAGAAGGGAGCAGCAACUUUCCUUAUAUUGCUUCUGUGAUGAGACAGCUGCAGGGGGGGCUCUGGUAUGUCCUGUCUUUCAUUCUCCCUGGUGGCAGCAGAGCCAGCUGGCCCCCAGCCUGCUGCUACCACAGGGCAUCCUUGGUGUGGUGUGGCUCAGGCGCUCAGCCUCCUGCGCUCCUGGUGGCAAAGGGCCCAAGGCAAAAGGUCGGAGUGUAAGACCUCAGGGAAAUCUCUCUGCUCCCCCCAUCAGAGGAGAGAUGGUCAGUGAUGCCUCCCCACUGUACCCCAGUACCCGGGGCACAGGGUAGUGGGGCAGGCUGUAUGUGCAUCGGUGCACCUGGAGGAAAUGGCCUAGCCUAGGGUGAAGGUGGGCGGUGGGUCGCGAUGCUUAGCUCUCGCCCUGCUUCUUCGAGCCCCCUCCCUGAAGCCCAGCUGCAGCAAAGCGAGCAACGCACAGAGCUGGAGUCCCUGAGCCCCCUGUGUGAUUUACAUACACCUCACCGGCGCCAGCGGCACAGCAACCUGGGUUCGUGUAGCACUGCAGACCCUCUCCGAAACAGCCUCCUUCCUUUGCUUCCUGCUAUGGUCCUGGGCUUCAUGGUCCUGCUCCUGGUGGGGACGGUGGGGACAGCUUCCAGGGCUCAGCCCGUGCUGACCCAGCCAUCCUCCAUCUUGGUGAUGCCUGGGCAGACCGCUCGGCUGUCCUGCACCCUGAGCCCCCAGUACAAUAUCAGUGAGUUCGGCAUCUCCUGGUACCAGCAGCGCCCGGGGCACUCCCUGCGCUAUCUGCUCUAUUAUAACUCUGAGCGAGACAAGCACAAGCCCGCCAAGAUUCCUGACCGCUUCUCUGCUACCAAAGACCUUGCCAGCAAUGCCUGCAUCCUCAUCAUCGCAUCUGCCUGCCAUGAAGACAAUGGCACCUAUUACUGCGCCCUGUCACAUGCCUUCAACUGGUUUUAGAAACGGGGAACAAAAGCUUUCUGCAUUUUCCCUUGCAACCCUGACGCAAAGCCCUCAACAGGGAGAAUGGCAGCCCGAGGAGGAAUGGAAAAAGACCCUCUUGUGUGCUUGAGCAAGCCCAGCAGCACGGCAUUGUGCCGUGAGGUGCAGCAACCUCCCCUUUGACCCCAAACGUACCCCAUGGAGCAUUAGACAGCCUGACGCAGUGCGAGACCUGCCAGGGCUCGGCCCAGGAACACAGAGGAGCAGGGAUCUCCUGCUGCGGUGGGAGGAUGGAGACCUCUGCUGUGGCCAGGCUCUCCUGGGCUCUUCCAGCACUCGGCACAGCGCAGGCUUGGUCCCAGCUUGGGCUUCUGCGCAGUUUGGCUCGCCUGAUAAUAAAGGUUAAUCCUUA
Molecule: messenger RNA, 3501 nt
Organism: Harpia harpyja (harpy eagle)
Lineage: Eukaryota; Metazoa; Chordata; Aves; Accipitriformes; Accipitridae
Product: pre-B lymphocyte protein 3-like
Exons: 2
Coding region: 2532-3107 (191 amino acids)
Biological process (GO): immune response; immunoglobulin production
Source: RefSeq, a predicted model, not a curated record